UGCCGUAUCAACGACGAAAAUGAGGGGAAGCUGAUAAUUGGGGAGCCCGACUUCGUGUCGCCCUAGGGGAGAGCGCUGAUGGUGGGGCUGAUGAAGAAAAGGCACCGCGCGUAUAGAUUCAGCGACGACGAGCGUGGGAGGCUGGAUGUGGACAAGAUUCCGAUGAUCAAGAUCCACACGGUCCCACAUGAGCCAUGGAAUCUGAGGGGCGCACGGUACCCCAAUCCAGACGAGGAAAAGAUGGUGGUGGACUACCUAGACGGCAAGAUGCGGACGCACGUGGCCGAUUAUUCCAGUGGGCCGUACGCGUCGCCUUGGUUUUGUUUUAUUAAACCAAAUGGGACGCUAAGGUGGGUGCAGGAUUUGCGACGGCUAAAUGUGGUGACAAUGCGGGACGCGGGAGGAUUGCCGAACGCAGACGCAUUGUCAGAAUCGUGCGCAGGGAGGCCUAUAAUCUCGCUUAUAGACCUCUACUCGAGGUAUGAUCAAUUCCCCGUAUACCCGCCAGACACGCCCGUAACGGCAAUGCACACUCUUAGAGGGAUGAUUUAUAUGAACGUGGCGCCUCAAGGUUGGACGAAUGCAGUGGCGAUGGUGCAAAGGCAUAUGAUCAGAGCCAUGCAGACGGUUAGCCCACAUAUCACCCAGCCCUAUAUCGAUGACUUGGCGGUCAAGGAUCCGAAGGAGAAGGAGGAAGACGAAGUGAUGCCCGGUGUGCGGCGCUUUGUUGGGAAGCAUGUCCAAGACAUCGAUCAGGUACUGGGGUUAUUGGAGGAACAUAACCUGAUGGCGAGCGGCCCCAAGUCGAAACAUUGUAUAAGGGAGGCCACGAUUCUAGGAUUCGUCUGCAAUGAGAGUGGGCGGAGGCCUGAUGUAAAGAAGACAUAUAAGAUUCUUGAGUGGCCAGUGCCCUUCCGCUCGAUAAUGGAUGUGAGGAGCUUCCUUGGGACGUGCGGAUUUUGGAGGAGCUUCGUGAAGGACUUUGCCACGAAGACGGAACAUUUAAGGAAGUUGGUGCGCCAGGAUCAAGAAUGGGUCUGGGGUGAAGACCUGGAAGAGGCGGUCGGUAGGAUGAAGGGAGAGUUUAAGGAAGGGGGCUUGGUAUUGGGAGCGCCAAAUUAUGAGGCCAGGGAGGAAAGACCAUUCGUCAUUGAGACGGACGCUGGGCUAACUGCCUUGGGAGGAGUCCUGAUUCAGGCAAAUACUGAAGGGAAGAAGAGGCCGCUAAGAUUUGAAAGUCGUACCCUCAAUACAACUGAGAGGAACUACUCUCUGUUCAAGAAGGAGACGUUGGCGGUACUUCAUUGCCUAAGGACCUUCCGGAACUAUGUUUUUGGCAGGAGGCUCGUCUUGAGGGUGGACCGUACUACACUGGCAUGUUCCCUGAAGAAUUAUGCUCCAUCUGACCCAACCGUUGCAAGAUGGUUGACCUACAUUUGGAUGUUUAAUUUCGAGUUGGAAAGGAUACCAGGGAACAAGAACAGGGCAGAUGGGUUAAGCCGCAUCAACUGGGACGGAUCGGACGAGGAAUCGAUAGAAGACACGCCGCCAGUUGAUGGGUUUUUGGAUCAAGAGGAAGACAUCCACCUGCACAUAAACGAAUGGUCCCUACGAGUGCCCAGUUGUGCCAGCCACCCCAUAUGGCUGGCACCAACGGGGAACGGGCAGAAGGGAGAGUUAGUCCUCAAGCCCUUUCAGGAGGAGGAUCCGUGGGGAAGUAAGGAUGUUGGUUGGAUGAUGAAGUUGGCGUUGGCAGGUACGCAUAGUCUGGUGGACGAAGUGAGGACAAUAGAAGAAGGCCCCACUCAGGUAGAGGAGCAUGAGCAGCUAAUGAGAGGGAUGUACUUGCUCACCAAUACGCUCCUGCAAGGAGACUUAGACCGAAAGGGAUCGUUCAGUCAUGAGGAGAAUGAGAUUCUGGUUCCUGAAAGCCGAGACGACGAAUUCGAGGAAGGGGAAAUCAAGGAGGCGUUUCGCGCGGAGGAGUACGAUGGGAUCUACCGGGAAUCGGGGUUGCUCCUAUCAUGUGAGAUAAGGGAUAGAGAUGCGAGUGCCAAGGCACAGAAGAUGAGGCACCUCUAUGUGGUAAGAGAUGGCCACUUGUUUAUAAAGCGGCAGGUCGGGAACCCCAAGAGGAUCGUAUGUGGGAGAAACCGGCAAACUGAUAUCAUAGCGGCCCUACACGACGGUAUAGCGGGGGGGCACAGAGGAGUAGGUGCCACAUGCGUGAAGAUAAGCGAGUUCUACCAUUGGGACGGGAUGCUGACGAUGGUUAUCAAGUACUGCCGGUCCUGUAUACCUUGCCAAGAGAGAUCAGCGCAGAGGCCUGGAGAGCCCCUACACCCAAGGUUAGAAAGGGAAGUGGGUGCGGUCGUACACCUGGACCUAUUAUUCAUGCCAGCAGGAGAGAAUGGGUGUAACUACAUCUUCGAUGCACGGGAUAACCUUACUGGGUUUGUGGACGGACGAGCUAUCCAGACGAAGACUGACCCGGUUUUGGCAAACUGCAUCGAGGAGUAUUACUUGCGAUAUCCUUUUGUCAAGGAGUUCGUGAUGGACCGAGGAUCGGAGUUUACCUGCAAUGAGGUGGAGUUUCGCCGAAUCACGGGUAGUGAUCUACGGGGUCCGUCGCCGACGUCACCAGAGGGGGGGGAGGAGGUGCCAUUGAGGACGCCGCUCGACAGAUUGGAGGCUCAUCUCGAUGCGUCCCAGUGGGGGGCGUCACAGCUGGGAGCGGACCAGAGCGGACCGGCACAAUAUGAGCCAAUAGAGGAUGAUCUAGAGGAGGAGCCACCUGAGCCGGGGCCUGAGGCAAGGUCUCGCGAACCCAGGGAGCCGCAGACUGAGGGGGUUAUCACUGUUGGGGAUGAUACCCCUCCUCCUACCCCGAUUCCAGAGCAGGCGCGACAGUAUUGGCCUGAAGGAAUUCCUGAGCCGGACAGCGAGGAGAUGUUGGGGCCUCCAUCGGAAGCCACUACGCCACCCCCGACGCAGGCGGAGCCAAAGAGGGGCGAGAGGGCGAGGACAUCUACUAUUGUGGCGAUGCGACUAACUGAGUCUACAGGUGCACGCAUGGAUGUGGAGGUGCCGACAUUCGGGGAGCCUCCACAAGGGCCAUCACCCGCAGAGGAGGGGACAAGAGAAGCGCCAAAGCCGCCAAUUGACCCUCUGACGAGCGAGCAGAGGAUUAGUAAGGCUAAGGCCAGCUAUGAGAGCGAGAGGGAUGCGACUCGCCUGAGGUCGCGAGAGGUAGGACAGGGGAGUGCGAGAUUGGACGAGGCACGAGAGACAGAGGACUUGGGAUUUUCAGCCGCCAGGGUGGAGAUUGAGCGCGCAGAUAGGAGGAUAGGUGAGGUGGCGGUCUCGUCCUUCCAACGGUACUCCAUGCUCAACGAUGAGUUGGUGGCCUCGAGGUUAGAGGUGGGACAGUUGUCCACCCAACUGGCAGAAGAGAGGGCAGAGAAUCAAGCAUGGAGGUCCCGUAUGGAAGUUAAGGAAGCAGAAUGGGAAAAGAGGCUCCAGGACAUGGCGGCGAUGGUGGAGAGGCUCUCGGCCACUAAGGUGGUCGACUAGACGGAGCAAAGCCGGUAUGGU
Molecule: messenger RNA, 3594 nt
Organism: Chara braunii
Lineage: Eukaryota; Viridiplantae; Streptophyta; Charophyceae; Charales; Characeae
Source: the annotation of a GenBank genome assembly